Tachysurus vachellii is the source of this 3949-nucleotide messenger RNA. RefSeq names its product LON peptidase N-terminal domain and ring finger 1 (gene lonrf4). The transcript is spliced from 12 exons. Lineage: Eukaryota; Metazoa; Chordata; Actinopteri; Siluriformes; Bagridae. The record is from RefSeq and is a predicted model, not a curated record. Gene Ontology annotation, molecular function: protein binding. The coding region runs from base 456 to 2195 and encodes 579 amino acids.
UUUAUGUAACUUACGGCGUCAGAAUAUAGCUCAGAAUUUACUGUUGUGCGGUCAGCGAAGGUUAAAAUACGUCGAUAUUGUAAUAAAAUAUCAACAGAAAGAUAUUAUAUCGCUAAUAAGAUCGUUAUUUUAGGGUAUGUUGGAUGAAGCUGUGAGGAUCUUAUUAUUCACCGUAGAUUUAUUUUUCCAAACAAAGACAGAUGUGAAUGGCACUCUGGACAAUCGUGUGAAACAGGGAUUAACUUAUUAGAGAAAAAAAGUCUCGAUACCGCGUUGAAAAGGUCGUGUUUUCUGCUUACUACAAUCCCUCAUGAGAAGCUCGUGGCAGUAGAUCAACAUUGCUGCCUGAACUGAAACCAUCUGAAGCUGCUCACACCGGCGCCUCCUGGGUGCUGUUAGAAAGGACUGCAGACGUUCAUAUUUCACAGUGCUGUUACAUGUAAGAUACGUGGGACAUGGAGCAUCUGGAUUGUCCUAUAUGCCUGUUUCUUCUGUUUGAACCAGUGACGAUGAGCUGCGGUCACUCGUUCUGCCGCAGGUGCAUUAUGGGAGUCUGUGUACCGUCCAGAUGUCCAGUCUGCAUGGAAAGGCUAAAGCAAAGGGACGCAAAAAACAUAAAAAACAACGUUUUGCUCUUCUGUAUCAUUGAGAAAUACUGCCCUGAGGAAACCAAGACGAGAUCUGAAAUACAGGAGAGUCUGGUGGCUGGAGACUUUACAAAAGCACUGCUAAAGAUAGAUCCUGUUGAUUUGAGUCUGAAAGCAUGGAAGGCAGAAGCCAACAUAGGGCUCCGGUGCUUUUCUGAAGCUCUUCGUGACCUGGAAGAUUUGUGUUGUGCCAGGCCAAACUGGGCUGAGGCAUUCUUCCAAAGAGGGAAUGUGCUGCUGGAGAUGGGGAGACUGACCGAAGCUCUUAUGCAAUUUCAUCACUGUCUAAAACAGCAGCCUGAAUUUGCUGCUUCUAAGAACCAGAUUAGGAAGGUAUGGGAGAUCUUGGAGAUGGAGGGCAUGGUCACACCAGAGGAGGUGCCCCAGAUCUUGCAAACUGUGGGUGAUUAUCUUCGAGACUGCAGUUCUCAAACUGAUACCUUUGGUUCUCCCCCCACCGAGGGCCUGAAGUUACCCUGGAAGCAGAUGGAGGACAAGUUUCCUUGUGAGCAGCAGACUACAUCUCAUGUCAAGCACAACUCCAGUACUGAGUGCCAGCCUGUGUCUUUCAUUUGCACAGCCCAGGAGAAUAAGGAGCAGAUGUUAAAGAAGAAGGAAAUACAGAUGAGAGCAGACCAGGAGACAUCACCCCUGUCAGUGUCUGACUUUGAGUGCCCCCUCUGCAUUAGGCUGUUCUAUGAUCCGGUUACAACACCAUGUGGGCACACAUUCUGCAAGAACUGUAUUGAGAGAAGUCUUGACCAUAAUCUUCGCUGUCCACUGUGUAAACAAGCACUACAGGAAUAUUUCAAGAAAAGGAAGUACAACCCCACGAUUCUACUGCAGGAGAUUAUGACCCGCCUCUUCCCCCAGCAGCUGGCUGAAAGGAAACAAGUGCAUGAUACAGAGAUGGCUGAGCUUUCCAAUUUGACCAAAGACAUCCCAAUCUUUGUGUGUACUGUGGCCUACCCCGGUAUCCCAUGCCCACUGCAUGUUUUUGAGCCACGCUACAGGCUGAUGAUGCGCAGAUGUAUAGAGACUGGCACCAAGAAAUUUGGCAUGUGCAGCUAUGAGCAUGGGAAAGGGUUUGCAGAUUAUGGCUGUAUGCUGGAGAUUCUGGACCAAAAUGUGCUCGCUGAUGGCCGCUCUUAUGUGAACACAGUGGGAGGAAGUCGAUUCCGUGUGCUUCAGAGAGGCCAGCGGGAUGGCUACCAAACAGCUGACAUUGAGUACCUACAAGACCAUAAGGCAGAUGAUGCUGAGCUUGAAAUGCUGCAAUGCCUCCAUGACAGUGUGUAUCAGCAGGCCAGGGAGUGGUACCAAAGACUCAACAGCCGCAUCCGGGAGCAGAUCAACCAACAGCAUGGAGACAUGCCUGAGAGAGAGGAUAACAUUCAGGCAUCUUCUGAUGGUCCUGUGUGGUGCUGGUGGCUUCUGUCUGUGCUUCAGUUAGAUCCAGCUUACCAGACAACAGUUCUGUCCCUUACCACCCUGAAGGACCGAUUGGGACAUCUGCGUAUUGUAUUGGAGUACUUUUCUCAGAGAUAGGACAACACACAUGCACGCAUGCGGUACACACACACACACACAUUCAGGGCUUUGUCCUUUUUUCACUGCCUUAGAGCACAUUCAUGCUGGACUGGUAAUUAUUUGUGCAAUAUGUCUGGGUAUUUUUGUACACUAUAUUUAGUUUCCAACUACAAUGGUUUGGUUCGACUUCCAUUGUUGUUUACCUGAGCAAUUAAGUUUAAAACAGUAGAUAAUUUAGGCUAGAGGUGUGCACAGGGAUUCGGCAUAAAUUAGUACAGAUAGGACAUUUUUGGAUAUGACGCCUUUAGGACACAGAAAUGCAAUUCUGAUUAUUAGCAUAUUGGGAUUUGGCAUGGCAUUUGCUUAUAUAUUUAAGCAAAAUAACUUACUCUAUGAGCAGGUGAAAAAAAUGAUUACUGUGAAAAAUAAUAAAAUAAAUUCAGGAAUGCGCUUUAUUUCUUUUUAAGAGACUACAUUAGUGGAAUUAAAUAUACAAUGCUGUGCAUACCUUUAAUUUAUACUGUACAAAUACAUACAGGUAUAGAGCACAAAUUAAUCACUGAUACUUGUAUAUUGAUGAAUCUAUAAACUUGACUAUGUAUGUACAUCUAUCAUUGUAGAAGUCCUGAAUCAAAUAUAUGAUGCCCUUUGUAAAAUGACAGAUGAUCAGCUGUCACCUGCCGCAAGAAUGCUAUCCUAUGUGUUGCGAUCGUGACAUUCUUAUUAGAAUUGAACUGUAAAAUUCUAAUGUGUGAAGUUUUAAUACUGCUGAAUAAGGCUGUGUGUUAUGAGCAUGUUAAAUCCUUUAUGCCAUUUUAAAAUUAGAGCUUCCGAUUAAUACUCAUAAUUCAAAUAGUGAUUUGAAUAAUACCUCGAGGCAAAUUAAUAUUGUGAUAAUGGUGAUAAGGAAUCAAAUAAUUUAUUUUGAACAGUUUGAAUGGAUUUAUGCUUAGACAAUGGAUUUAGGCUGAGCAUCAAUGAUGAGAGAAUUAAUGCCACUGAACUCAUAUGUAGAGGUACAAGAUUAUCUAAGAUUGUGUCCAUGUUAUUUUGUGGCCAUCAGAAUAUUUUUAAGAGCCAGUCUACUGUAUGUGGUUUUCUCAUCAUCAUCUUGAAAGGGAUUUGUGCCUUUGGGUUUUAAGUCUUAAUCUGGACGAGUAAGAUUAUGUACGUUUGGUACUUUGUAAAUAGACUGAAUGAGUAAGCAGAUAAUAAUGAUAAUAAAAAAAAAUCAAAAAUAAUAAUAAUUAUCACUGUUAUCAUAAUCAUCAUUCGAUAAUGAAGAUAAGCUUAAAUUAAAAACAAUUUAUUUUUAUGCUGUUAAUGUACUGUGUUAAAGUUCUGGUAAAGGGAUAAUAAAUGGGUGAUAGAUAGGUGUUGGAUUGGUGUUGGAUGUAAAAAAAAAAAAGAAAGAAAAGAAAAUCUGCAAUCACUAUUUACACAUUUGUUAAUCAACACAUUUUUCUUCUAGUGCAUUUUAUAUGCAUUUUAUCAGCAAGAUGGAUUUUUUGUCACUAGUGAAGGGAUUCCAAAAUUAUGUUUUAUAUAUUAAUUCCAUAGCAAUAAAAAUGAAUGUUAGACAUGUAAUUCAGUUUGAUCAGCCUGAGAGGGCCAAGCAAGUGUGAAGAUUUCAUUAAGUAGAGAUUUCAUUAAGCUUGUUCAAGUCAUGCAGAAAUGUGAUUUCAGACAGCUUUGGAGAAAAUUUUUAAUCUUUCAUUUUGUUUUAAACCCUUUCUUCUGAAUAAAAAUAAGCAAUAUUAAAUUGAGUAUUA